Molecule: messenger RNA, 1533 nt
Organism: Clonostachys rhizophaga
Lineage: Eukaryota; Fungi; Ascomycota; Sordariomycetes; Hypocreales; Bionectriaceae
Source: the annotation of a GenBank genome assembly
AUGGCUCCCACAGCAAUUCCUACCCCUCAACCUGAAGAAUCCAUUAGUACAUUGGAUGGUACCAGCAUUUUCCACAAGAAGGGUGCAGACCUCCUUAACUUUGCUGUGGGAUCAACAACUGGCAAGAGCACGAUCCCCAAGAUCCUCGAUUUCAAGACAAAGGAGGAGGAACGCCAAUAUGCCAAAGAGCAUCUCGCGUGUGCGUUCCGUGUGUUUGCUGCCAACGGGUUUGACGAGGGCCUGAGCGGCCACAUGUCGCUCCGUGAUCCCGUCGAUCCAAAAACAUUCUGGAUAAACCCAUACUCCAUGCACUUUGCCGACAUCACUGUUUCGGAUCUUGUCCGGGUCACAGAGGAGGCCGAGGUUAUUGAUGGCAUCCACUCUGUCAACGCCGCCGGGUUCGCAAUUCACUCGGAAAUUCAUCAGGCCCAUCCUUGGGUAAACGCCGUCUGUCACGCCCACUCCACUGCCGGCAAAGCCUUCAGCGUUCUCGGCAAACCCGUUGCUCCCCUGAUGCAGGACGCACUCAAAUUCUACAAGAGACAAAGUAUACUCCAUGAUCAUCUAGAAUUCUGGGGGCCAGACAGCGAGGCUGCUCCCGCUCCCAUCGCAGCCGACACUGCUUCGGCUACCACUAAGCUGUCCAAGCCUAUCACGGGCCAGGAACGUGCUCAGGCCUUGAUGCGCAAUGGCCAGGACCGCCCUCUCGACGUCUUCACCUACGGCGGAUACCCCUUAUCAGGCCACCAGAGCAAGCCAGUGAAGCAGAUCCGCAUCCCCAAGUUCGCUUCGCCAGAGGCCGAGCGUGAGUGGCGCAAGCUACACCACGCUGCUGCUCUGCGCUGGCUGGGGUUGAAUGGCUACAAUAACGAGGGCGCCGGUGGCCAUGUCACUGUCCGCGAUCCGAUCCUGCCUGACCACUUCUGGAUCAACCCCCACGGAGUCUCCUUCACCCACAUGAAACCCGAAGAUCUCUGCCUCGUGAACGAGCUGGGCGAGGUGGUCGAGCCCGGGAACAUGCACGCCAUCAACCCGGCCGGCUUCUCCAUCCACGUCGCGGUCCACAAGGCUCGUCCCGAUGUCGUCGCCGCCUGCCAUUGCCACUCUGUCCCGACAAAGGCCUUUUCUGCCCUCGGCUGCACCCUCGAGCCCAUCAAUCAGGAUGCGUGCCGCUUCUACGAGGAUCAUAGCAUCUACGAGAGUUUUGGCGGUGCCGUGUUGGCCCACGAGGAAGGUCAGCGGAUCGCCAAGGCUCUUGGUAACAACAAGGCAGUCAUCCUCUCCAGCCACGGCAUCCUGACGGUCGCGAAGACGGUGGACGCCGCAACGUUCUUAUUCGGCGCGAUGGAUCGCUGCAUUCAGGCACAGCUGCUCGCGGAUGCUGCCGCGGCUGGUCGUGGGACACCCACCAUCAAGGUCAGCCACGAGGCCGCCCAGUUCACACACCGCGUGCCUACGGAUGAGAUGGAAUAUGUCAUGUUCCAAUCAUGGAUGGGAACGGCGGAGCAGUCACUCCAGGACGGCGAGGGAUAG